AUGGCUAGCCACAUCGUUGGCGUCAUAGAUGUCCUUCUUCACAAGCUCUUCUUCCGCACGCCAACAACCUCGAUGACCGCUCCGACACUCGACAAACCCCUGGAGAAGGUUCAUCCUGACAAUCUUCCCCAUAUCGGCCACGAAGAGGCGGCUAACGGUCUGGUUGCACUCGUUGACCACUCAGAGAAGCAUGAUGUCAGCCAAGGCAUACAUGCUUCGUCACACACAAUCUUUUCAAUUCCCUGGAUCCAUAAACUCAUCCCUGGAAUCGAGAAACUUGCUGCUGCCUACCACAUUGGCAACUUUGUCGCAAUCCGAGGCUCCAAGAACCAGAUAUUUGAGGCAAUGCCCCUCUAUGCGCGAAUCGGGAUGCACCUUCUCUUCUAUGGGUCUGCCGAAAUAAAGUUGUUGCAUUGGCAAAGCAUCGAGCAUCUUUUGCGCGAGCAGUCCGUCAAGGAGGGUAAAGUAUACGAUAGUCCUGAAUCAGUUCAAAACAUUGCUUCAUUCAUCGCGACCUAUCAGCUGUCCACGGAAGAACUGCUCGAACCUGACAUCAGCAAGUAUAAAACGUUCAAUGAGUUCUUUUAUCGCAAGCUUAAGCCAACUGCACGUCCUGUUGAUCAUGCAGACGACCCCUUGUCUAUUUGCAGUGCUGCCGAUUGCCGACUCACUGUUUAUAACACAGUAGAUCUUGCCAAACAGUUCUGGAUAAAGGGCCGUGAAUUCACUGUCCCAAAUCUUCUCGGUGUCGAUGCGGGCUCCAAUGAAGCCACCACUUUCGACGGAUCAAGUCUCGCGAUUUUCCGUCUUGCCCCCUCCGACUAUCAUCGGUUCCAUUGCCCCAUUGACGCCACUGUGGGCGAAAUUACUCAUAUUCCUGGACAAUACUAUACCGUGAAUCCCCAGGCCGUUAACGAACAAGGCUUUGAUGUGUUCACCGCCAACACUCGCUCUGUGUUAUAUCUCACUCAUACGGCAACUGGUCUCCCAGUUGCAUUUGUGGCCAUUGGUGCCUUACUUGUUGGUAGCAUUGUCUGGACAAACGGCGGCGAAAAAGGCAGGGUGAUCAAGAAAGGUGAUGAGCUUGGGCACGUAUAUUCUCAUAUUUCGCCUACGGAGGCAGCACCGUUGUCGCGCUGUUCCCCAAGGGCGUUAUCGAGUGCGUUGCCCUCAACUCCAUUUUGCCGUGCUCAACUGAGAGAAAAAAAAACUAGAUUCGAUGAAGAUUUGGUCGCUAACUCUCUCAUCCCAGUUGAGACACUGGUCAAGGUGGGGAAUUCUUUGGGCCGUACGCCAUCCAAAGCAUAA
Messenger RNA from Mycena indigotica, 1308 nucleotides. RefSeq lists its product as uncharacterized. Bases 1 to 1308 code for a protein of 435 amino acids. The record is from RefSeq and is a predicted model, not a curated record. The transcript is spliced from 6 exons. NCBI's taxonomy places the organism in Eukaryota, Fungi, Basidiomycota, Agaricomycetes, Agaricales, Mycenaceae. Gene Ontology annotation, molecular function: phosphatidylserine decarboxylase activity. Gene Ontology annotation, biological process: phospholipid biosynthetic process.